Athene cunicularia (burrowing owl) is the source of this 4964-nucleotide messenger RNA. RefSeq names its product endothelin converting enzyme 1 (gene ECE1). The record is from RefSeq and is a predicted model, not a curated record. The transcript has 18 exons. Gene Ontology annotation, molecular function: metalloendopeptidase activity. The coding region runs from base 1375 to 3639 and encodes 754 amino acids. Lineage: Eukaryota; Metazoa; Chordata; Aves; Strigiformes; Strigidae. Gene Ontology annotation, biological process: peptide hormone processing. Gene Ontology annotation, cellular component: plasma membrane.
UGGGGAUGGCAGGCGGGGUGGGAGAUUGCCGAAAAAACCUCAUUUCCUCAGGAAACAGAGUGAAAGCCUUGGCUGAAAGCUGGGACUCCAGGAAUUCGGUGCUUUGGAGCUGUGGGGGCUUCGUGAACAUCCCCCCUUGCCUUGUGCAAGUGGGGAUUUAUGCCCAGAGAUGCAAAUUUCAGCCAUGUGCAAAAACAAGGAGGGAGAAAAGUGAAAGGGGGUGGAAAAAAUAGAAUAUAAAACCAGAUUUCACCCGUGAUAAAAUUCUGCAGUUAAAGCUUUUUUGCCUUAAGGUUUGCAGGCUGGAGGUGGGCACCCUGGGGAGAUUUUGGGGCUGGAAAGAGGGAAACUGCCUUUUUCUUUUAACCCUUUUUGUUCUUCGGGUGGGUUUUGUGGCUAAUUAAACCCUGGCUGUGAUUGGGGGUCUGGGGAGAGGAUGGGAUUUGUUAUUUUUUGUGCAAGGGGAGGUUUGGGAAGGCCGUUACCAGAAAUGGAGCUGAGCACUGGUGCUUUUGUCCCAUGGAUCUUCCUGCCAGGGGAAGGUGAGGCACGGCUGUGCUGGGUUUGGAUCAACUCGGGGUCCCUUUGGGGACAAUGGCAGCAGGAUGGGGACGUCCGGAUGAGCACAGACCCCCACGCUGCGUUGGGGGGGAGGGUGGGGGGCUGAAGGGAUGUGACUGGUGCUGAUCAGCCCAUUGGUGGCAGGGGUCAGAGUGGAUUUUGGGGUGCUCACCUCCUCAGCAGCAGGUGGAGGGUGGUUUUCUCUGGUGGGAGACAGUACGGCUGGGUGGUACGGCUGUGCCGGGGGGGAAGGAAGCAACAGCGCCACGAUAAGGACUGGCUGCCAACCAGUGAGGUUUCCCCUUGUUUUUCUGCUGGGGGAUGAGGUAAGAGCCAGGCGUGCGAUAACGCCCAGGGGAGAAGGAGCCAGGAGGAAGCCCAUCAGCAGCUUAAAUUCAAGGUGCCUUCACCUUUGGGUGCUCACAGGAACCCCGCAGGGUGUUUCGGGGUGCGCAAGGUUCACAGAUGGGGCGUGGAGCGUGAGCAAGCCGGUAGUUUCGGGGUGAAAAGCCAUUUUCUCCGCUACCAGCCUUUCUCAGGGCCCCAGCACACCGGGGUUCCCUGGCACAGGGGGGGUCCCUCACCCCGUUGUGGAGCCGGGAGCCAGUGGAGGAGGAACCGGCUUUAUUCCAGGCUGAAGGGGAGGUUGCACAACCCGGCCCCGGGGGAAAGCGAGGCGGGUUCGGGCUUCGCUCAGCUUUUGGCUCCAGCCCUCAUUGCUCUCCAUAACCUUCCUCCGGCGUUUGUUUAGUGCUUUACUACCCCGGAGCCAUUCGGGAUUUAGCUCCCCAGAGGAGGAGGCGGCUUUAGAGGAUGUCGACCUACAAGCGAGCGACAUUGGAUGACGAAGACCCCCUGGACUCUAUCGGUGAAGGCGAUGGGUACCCCAACGGCUUCCAGGUGAACUUCCGCGGCUCGAGGAGCAGCCUGGGGUGCUGGGCUGAGCGGACGCGCACCGAGAAGCAGCUCGUGGUGCUGGUGGGGGUGCUGGCGGCCGUGCUGGCAGCAUGUCUGCUGGGCCUCAUCUUCCAGUACAGAGCCCGGCCACCCACUGUGUGCCUGUCAGAAGCCUGCAUCUCCGUUACCAGCUCCAUCCUCAGCUCGCUGGACCGGGCGGUGAAUCCCUGCGAGGACUUUUUUGGCUAUGCCUGCGGGGGCUGGAUCAAGGCCAACCCCCUCCCUGACGGCCACUCACGCUGGGGCACUUUCAACAACCUCUGGGAGCACAACCAGGCCAUCAUGAAGCAUCUGCUGGAAAACACCACAGCCAAUGUGUCAAGCGAGGCGGAGCGCAAGGCGCAGCGUUAUUACCAAGCCUGCAUGAAUGAGAGCAAGAUCGAAGAGCUGCGUGCCACCCCGCUCGUGGAACUCAUCCAAAAGCUGGGUGGCUGGAACAUCACAGGUCCCUGGGCAGGGGACAACUUCAACGCAACGCUGCGGGAGGUGACGGCGCAUUACCGCACCUCGCCCUUCUUCUCCGUCUAUGUCAGCGCCGACUCCAAAAACUCCAACAGCAACGUCAUCCAGGUGGAUCAGUCGGGGUUAGGCCUGCCGUCACGGGAUUACUACCUGAACAAGACAGAGAAUGAGAAGGUGCUUGCUGGGUACCUGAACUACAUGGUACAGCUGGGGAUGUUCCUGGGAGGCACCGACGAGGAGUCAACACGGCAGCAGAUGCAGCAGAUCUUGGACUUUGAGACAGCACUAGCCAACAUCACCAUCCCACAGGAGAAGCACCGGGACGAGGAGGUCAUUUACCAUAAAAUGACAGCUGGAGACCUGAAGGAGCUGGCACCAGCCGUGGACUGGAUGCCCUUUCUGACCACGGUCUUCUACCCUGUGGAGCUCAAUGAGUCAGAGCCCGUCGUGGUCUACGCCAAGGAGUACCUGGAGCAGGUCUCUGACCUCAUCCUGGCCACUGAUAAAUGUCUCCUCAACAACUACAUGAUCUGGAACCUGGUGCGGAAAACCAGCCCCUUCCUUGACCAGCGCUUCCAGGAUGCUGAAGAAAAAUUCAUGGAAGUGAUGUAUGGGACAAAGAAGACCUGCCUCCCGCGCUGGAAAUUUUGCAUCAGCGACACAGACAACAACCUGGGCUUUGCCCUGGGGGCCAUGUUUGUCAAGGCCACCUUCGCCGAGGACAGCAAGCAGGUGGCGGAGGAAAUGAUUGCGGAGAUUAAAACUGCCUUCGAGGAAAGCUUGGAGACCCUGCAGUGGAUGGAUGAAGAGACGAGGAAAUCGGCCAAAGAGAAGGCAGAUGCCAUCUACAAUAUGAUUGGCUACCCCAAGUUCAUCAUGGACCCCAAGGAGCUGGAUAAAGUCUUUAAUGAUUACGAGGCUGUGUCUGACCUCUACUUCGAGAACGUCAUGCAGUUUUACAACUUCUCAGCCAGAGUCACUGCCGACCAGCUCCGGAAACCACCGAACCGGGAUCAGUGGAGCAUGACACCUCCCACAGUCAACGCGUACUACUCUCCCACCAAGAAUGAGAUUGUCUUCCCUGCUGGCAUCCUUCAGGCCCCUUUUUACACCCGUGCGUCUCCCAAGUCACUGAAUUUUGGUGGGAUUGGCGUGGUGGUGGGCCAUGAGUUGACACACGCCUUCGAUGACCAAGGCCGGGAAUACGACAAGGAUGGCAACCUGCGUCCUUGGUGGAAGAACUCCUCGGUGGAGGCCUUCAAGCGGCAGACAGCAUGCAUGGUGGAGCAGUACGGCAAUUACACUGUCAAUGGUGAGGCCAUCAACGGCAAGCACACCCUCGGGGAGAACAUCGCCGACAACGGGGGCCUCAAGGCCGCCUACCGGGCAUAUCAAAACUGGCUGAAAAAGAAUGGGGAUGAGGAAACCCUGCCAACCCUUGGCCUCACCAACCAUCAGCUCUUCUUUGUUGGCUUCGCCCAGGUGUGGUGUUCGGUUCGCACACCGGAGAGCUCACACGAGGGGCUCAUCACCGACCCCCACAGCCCCUCGCGUUUCCGUGUCAUCGGCACUGUCUCUAACUCCCGGGAGUUUGCGGAGCAUUUCAGCUGCCCCCUCGGCUCCCCCAUGAAUCCCCCCAAGAAGUGUGAAGUCUGGUGAUGGGCGAGCGCCUGAGGGAACCAGCUGCCGGUUGCUUCGUCCUCUGCCGACAGCUGAAUUUCCCUGCUCCUUUUGUAACUCAAACCACUUCUCCGUGCAACAAACUGCCCAACUCUCAGCCGGAGUGGCGCCCUGCGUCCCCCGGUAUCGUCCAAGGUUCGAUCCACUGUGAAAACUCUUCAUCCCCUUGCUUGUUUGUGAAAUGACUUCGGUUUGGGGGUCUUUUCUUUCCCACCAUGACCGAGCCACGUGUCAAGGCACACGAGUUCAUGGGCUCAACCUCCAUACUUACACAGACAGCGCUCCAGCCUGACGCAUCGCCCCGGCAAAAUGCCUCUUUUUUUUGGAGGUGAUAAAGGGAACGCCGUGACACCGGCAGGUUUGGCUGCGUGUCUACAUCUGACGUACCUUCCUCUCUCCAAAGAUGCGCACAUGAGGAUGGGAAAUAUUUUAAGAUAUAUUUUUUGGGGGAAAAUCUGUAUAUUUUUUUCAUGCGUUGUGGAAUACACUGGAAAAUUUCAGGGAAAAUGCAUUUAAAAGCCUUUUUUAGUAAAAGAUUAGUAUAUUUAUUAAUUUUUUUUAAACUUGGUGCAGCUGUAGAUGACAGUCCCUCAGCCAAGGAAGCUGGAUGGGGCUGCUCCAGAUCCCAGGUUUCUCUGGGAGGGACUGUCCUCAGAGGAUGCUGAUGGGAAAUUGGGGACAGCGGGCCUGGGGACAGAGCUGGAGGAAGCUGCGGGCUGCAGAAAGGCUCUGCCUUUCCUAGGGUUAGCUUUAAUUUUGGAGUGCGAAGGGAAAAAAGUUAUUGUGCCAAAGAUGUACCCAAGGUGGUGACAGUGUGGAUGAAGCACCCAGUUCUCCCUCCUGUCCCUUCUGAAGCAAGGUCAGCCGCGAUUUCCUGGCCCAAAUGCUUCCCCAGACAAGCGCAGGUGGUUCCUGCCGCUGCUUCGCUUGCCGCUGUGCCUGGCCUCUACUCCUGCGGAACUGCAAGGCCCAAAAUCACUGCACGGCUCCAAACCUCCAUCCUGCGGUGGCUGGUUUGGCACCAGUGUGAGAUCUGGUCAGGAUGGGGGCAAGGGGAUUUCUUAAGGGUUUUUCAAUAUUCCUUUUGCAGUUUUGAGAAGAAACCACUGACUGUAGCUCAGGUGCUGUGUGUUGUCUCAUGGGGCACCUUCUUACUCUAGAGAGAAAGCAAAGACGUAGAGGGAUUUUUAAUAUUUAUAUGUAAAAGGGGGGAUGGAGGGAUUUUUUUUUUGUAACUAUUUUUUCACCCUACACAUGGGGCUUAUUGUAAUUGAAGUAAUAAAUACUUUUUACUGGGUCUGGAA